Messenger RNA from Botrytis fragariae, 183 nucleotides. RefSeq lists its product as uncharacterized. The coding region runs from base 1 to 183 and encodes 60 amino acids. NCBI's taxonomy places the organism in Eukaryota, Fungi, Ascomycota, Leotiomycetes, Helotiales, Sclerotiniaceae. The transcript has 3 exons. The record is from RefSeq and is a predicted model, not a curated record.
AUGAACUUACUGCAGUUCAACGACGUUGGACCUGAAAUCAAACGUCUAAAGAGUAGAAUGGUUAAUAAAAAGACAACGGGAGUCCUUGUCUAUGAGCAAUUAAACGUCGAUUUUGAGAUCGAGAACACCUUAGAAAGAAAGAAUUGGGUAGAAAGAAGAAUUUCUAGUAACGAGAAUAGUUGA